Messenger RNA from Myiozetetes cayanensis, 2204 nucleotides. RefSeq names its product peroxisomal biogenesis factor 11 gamma (gene PEX11G). Gene Ontology annotation, biological process: peroxisome fission. The transcript is spliced from 5 exons. The record is from RefSeq and is a predicted model, not a curated record. Bases 16 to 714 code for a protein of 232 amino acids. Lineage: Eukaryota; Metazoa; Chordata; Aves; Passeriformes; Tyrannidae. Gene Ontology annotation, cellular component: peroxisomal membrane.
CCCGGAAGCGUUGCCAUGGCGGCCGCCGCGCUCCGCGGCCUGGGGGCAUCGCUGGAGACACACCGGGGACGGGACCGGGCCGUCCGUGCCCUGUCCUACGGCCUCCAGCUGGCGGGGGGAGCCCUGCCCGGCCCGGGGGGGCUGCCGAGGGGCCUCCUGGCCGCCUCUGCCCAGCUCAGCUCCUGCCGCACCGUCCUGCGCCUCUUUGACGACCUGGCCAUGCUCCGGCACAGCUGCGGCUACGGGCUGGGCCCCGAGGACGAGGAUGUGCUGGUGCGGGGGCUCAGCGUGCUCUGCAACGUGGCCAACCAGCUCUACUACCCCUGCGAGCACCUGGCCUGGGCAGCCGAUGUUGGGAUCGUCCGCGCCAGCUCCCACAGGUGGUGGACCCUGAGCACGGCGCUCUGGGGCUCUGCCCUGCUCCUGGGAAUCCUGCGGUCCCUGAGGGUCUUGUGCCAGUUGAGGAGAAAACUGAGGCAGCACAAGGGCAGCACAUCCUCACCCCAGAGCCAGAAGUUGAGAGCCCAGGUGAAGGCGGAGGUUCUGAGCAUCCUCACGGACGCAGCAGAUCUUUCCAACGCCAUCCACUGGCUGCCUCCAGGAUUCCUCUGGGCUGGAAGGUUCCCCCCGUGGUUAGUGGGGCUCCUGGGGACCAUCUCCUCCCUGAUUGGAAUCUACCAGGCAUCCAGAGGAGGAAAUUCUGAAGCUGUGUAAAUAAUCGAGCUCCGGGGGCCAAAUUCCACGUGGUAAAAGUGCCUUUGGUGGGGCAGGGUGUAUUUUAAUUUUCCUGGGUGUUACUGAUUGUAAUUCCACACAUCCUCUGUGUGGGUUGUAAUUGGGACUGGAAUCAAGGUGUCUGUUGCAGAGAGGACUGUUUGCAGUUGACAGUUUUUGCCUCUCUCCAUCAGAGAAACCUUUCAGGAGAAUCCUCUGAAAAUCAACCUACGGUUGGUAAAACUGAGGGGGGAGGGGAAAAAAAGUGCCUUCCAUCCUUCCUUCCUCUGUCCCAAAAGAUAAAUGCAACCUUCCAGUGUUUUCUGGGAGAAAAGAGCACAAAGUCAGUGUUAGGUGGAAAAACUGCCCUGGUUCUGUCCCACAAAACUCCUAAGGGACAAAUCCUGCUGGGUCAUCCUCCAGGACAGGGGCACAGUCCUGGGAGUGUCUCUGUCAGAUAUUCUGGGGUUUGAGCACAGAGCAAAAAGAGGAGUGAAAAGUUUUGUUUGUGGCAGAGGCAAGAGGGGAAGGAAACAGCAACUGGAAGCAGAGCGAAGCUUCCUUCUAGUCUGCCUUGCUCAUUCAAGGAAAAAUCGAGGAAGUUGAGAUUUCCAGGAGCUCUGAGGCUCCAGCUGUGCCUUCGUGGGAUGCCACCGGGUGGAGCUCUUCCACCAGGCUCCGGCAGCUGCCAACAGUCUUUUUAUUUAUUUAUUAAAAAAAAAAAAAAAGACAGGAAAUUUAUGAAUCACCUUUCAAAGGAGCAAUCAAACCGAUGCCGAGAUGGGCUUUGCAGUUAACAGUUCUGGGCGUUGCCGAUAAUAAACGACACGAAUCAAAGGUGGCCUUGAGUGAUCAUUCCCUCUGAGAGCAGGGAAAAAGCUCUUGAGCUGGUUCUGGAAAGCUCCAGGCAGUUCCCAGGGGUCAGAAAACACGAGCUGCAGCUCCCCAGUGUGUUACCAGCCUUCCUCCCACCGAAAUAAAUCCGAGCCCCUGACUGGCUGCCGUGGAAAUGCACCCUUUGGAAUCAGUUCUGCUUAGUCUGCUUGGUGUCCCUGCACCAUUCCAGGGGCCUUGACCUUGUUUUUGUUGUCGUUUUUGGCGUGGACAGGGGGAGCUGUGUCCUGCCUGUGUUCAAAGAGCAGAGCCAGGGCUGGAUGCUCUUUAUCCUUUGCCCUGGCCUUGCUGUUUAUCUGGACCUUCACCCUGCAGAGCGUCCCUUUCCUGGCUGUGCUGGGAAUUUCGUGCUGGAUUUACAGGUUUUGGUACAAUUCUGAGUGUAGGCAGAGCUUACCUGGAGGUAAACUCUUUUUUGAUGACAAAUUUGUAAAACUCUACACCUUGCUUUAAUUUUAACACAUAGAAAGGACACUUUCUAUAUCAUAAACUGCUCUAAGUGCAUUUGCUUCAUCCAAUUCCUCAUGAAAUGAUUUUAAGUUACAGCUGGUGGAGCUGAAACGUGCAGAGAUAAAGCGAAAUGGGGUGAUUCAGGA